AGGAGCUAGUCAAUUGGCAUGUUCCUUACUGGAAAUGCCAAGAGAGAUCUCGUUAAGAUCCAGUGAUGCUGCGAUGAUAGAUCAUGGGCAACCCGGAGUCGGCAAAAAACAGUCGUGUCUGCGACAGAGAUUUCGCAAGGAAAAAGCUGCAAACCAAUACCAGUUGAGUGUGUUGGAAAAGAAAGAAACGGGGAUUAAAGAAAUAAUCCAAGAGCUCAAAAAUGAAUUUGGGCAGGAUGAGUUUGAAACAGACAUCAUUGAAGAAUUGGAAGACUUUCACAAGACCUUGAAGGAGCCAAUGCAGGACAUAUUGUUUGAGUUGCAUGGAGGCUCUCGAAUGCGAAUCACUCCCCUGACGACGGAAGUCCGUCCAACGGCUGAGCUAUCUGGUGGUCCCCUCGACGAUAUCAAAGAUGUCCUUGCUGAACCCCUGGUUUUGCGGUGGAAAACUUUGGAAACAAAGUUUGAUGCUCUUCAAACUGAAAAUUUAAGUAGAUACAAGUUCUGCAACAGGCACUUCAAAUUGGGCUAUUCAAAAGUUUUAUUUCUCUUAGGAGAUCUUAUUCAAAAUUGCAACAUGGGGCCACCACAGUUCCUCCGACAUAUUCAGAUUUUAAAAUCAAAGGCUCUGGAUGAAGCGGCUUUGGCAUAUGUUGAUCCUCUCAUCGAUCACCCGUGGAUUCUGCAUGACUGGUUGACUCAACUUUCUCUACCGCUCUUUGCAUUCCACGCAGCUAUAAUUUUUGCCAUGGUAAUGAGAGACUUGAUGGGUUUUUGUGUCACUGAACACUCUUCACCUGUUUUUCUCAUUACGAACUGGGUCCAAUAUAGCGAUCUCACCCCAUGA
This is a messenger RNA of Puccinia graminis f. sp. tritici CRL 75-36-700-3, 847 nucleotides long. RefSeq lists its product as uncharacterized. Lineage: Eukaryota; Fungi; Basidiomycota; Pucciniomycetes; Pucciniales; Pucciniaceae. The transcript has 4 exons. The record is from RefSeq and is a predicted model, not a curated record. The coding region runs from base 35 to 847 and encodes 270 amino acids.